AUGCGCGUCCCGCUAUUCAAACGGGUGAUCAUCGCGUUCCUGAACGUUCUCUUCCCACCACUGGCCGUGGCCCUCCUCUGCGGACCAAACGAGGACCUGAUCUUCAACUGCCUGCUAUUCCUCCUGGCCGUGAUCCCUUCCCAUGUGCACGGCUUUUACAUCUCCCUGACAUACUUCAACCGCAAGCGUAAGGUGCGGCGUGGCGUGUACCCGGGCGGGCCGAAGUCAGGCAUCUGGUCUGAGAAAGUCAACACCGGUGGCGUUGGGCGUAGGGAGGUCGAGAGGUUGAAGUACGACAAGGAGGAGAAGAAGAGACUCGCGAAGUCCGCCUCUCGCGGGUCUGGCGGUCUCGGGAGGAUCCUCAGCAGUGGGUUAAGUUCGCCGACGAGCCAGUCGAGUAGGGUGGUGGAGGAUUGGGAUGAUGGUACAGCUGGGUCGAUGAAGGAUUAUGAGACUGGAAGUGGGAGACGACACCACUCCAGCAGGAUCAUGCCCCAGACGAGCCAUCGCGCCAGAAGGGAGAGGCCCAGGUAUUACGAUGAUGAUGUCGACUAUUAG
Exophiala aquamarina CBS 119918 is the source of this 558-nucleotide messenger RNA. RefSeq lists its product as uncharacterized. Lineage: Eukaryota; Fungi; Ascomycota; Eurotiomycetes; Chaetothyriales; Herpotrichiellaceae. The record is from RefSeq and is a predicted model, not a curated record. Bases 1 to 558 code for a protein of 185 amino acids. The transcript has a single exon. Gene Ontology annotation, cellular component: membrane.